GAGCAACGCUUGUCGAGACCGGACGUGCUGUGUAUUUUGUCGCUGCGCAUAACUAUUGGGCACGCAUUGCGGGUGUUUGUGUUAAUAAUUGCGAAUAAAACUACUGUAUAGUCGGCGGAAGCAACAAAAACAACUGCCGCUAAAUCCAUUGAACAAAUUCAAUAAUCAAAACGUGUAGAAUUUUAAGUUGACGCUGUAUCUAUGUGUGUUCGUUGUGCAAAGUAGAAAUGGCAAAAAGCAAAAGUAGCCAGCAAAUGUGUGUGUGUGUGUUAUUUUAUUGCUAUUAACGGCGGCAAAUUAGCAUUAAAUCAUUAAGCACUGCUUAUAAAAUACUUGAAGCGGCACAGGCUAAAGUACAACUGCACAUCGAUUCAGCUCCGAAUGCAACGCGUAGGCGAGCGACUCGUUUUGCAUAGAAAUGACAACCACAACGCAGAUGGAGAUCAACACCAACGGGAACGGGAACGGCAACGCCAGCUUGGAUGGCAGCGCCGUGACCACAAUGGCAACUGCAACCAACACCAACUCCAACUCCGGCAGGGCCAGCCCAGAGCUGGCCAAAGCCCAUCCAGUGUCCAAGAGUCCAGGCGCCGUGGGCGCGGGCGUGCCAAGCACACAAAGAGCUGUGGAUGCCACCAAACGCAAGAAACUGAAAUCACGCAGCGCCGCAACAGCAACAACAACAGCAGCGGCAGCAGCAGCUGCAACGGGCACAACAACAACAUCCAGCAAAAACAAAAGCAGCAGCAGCAAUGGCAGCGCACGCGAGCAAUAUGCCAAGGAUCAUUUAGAUGCUUGGCUGGAGAAUUGCCUGCGGGAUGCGACAAAUGCGCAAUUGUCCUCGUCAUCGGAAUUCUUGGAUUUUAAUCCAGCAGCAGCAGCUGGCAAAACGCUGGCAGCUGCCGCGGCACAGCAGCAACAACAGCAGCAACAGCAACUUCAGCAGCAGCAGCAACAACAGCAACAACAGCAGCAGCAACAGCAGCAACAACAGCAACAACAACAACAACAGCAGCAGCAGCAGCAAUUUCUGAUGCGUUCGCAGUCGCAACCUUUUGGCAUGGGCGCUGCCACGCCCUUUAGCCUGGGCAUACAACGCCACUCCCAGCCGCUUAGCUAUCGCUACCCAAUGCUCUUUCCGCAACAGCCCAAUGGCUACGGGCUGGGCUUUGGCCUGCCGCUGCCUGGCGAUGGUGGGCAGGAGUUUGCCAGCCUGCCGCCGCUGGUCAAUAUGCUGGGCGGCUUUGGCGCCAGCCCAGAGCACGACCAGAACUCCACAGAUGUCCUAGAUGGCAGCGGCAGCAAUCCGAACAUUAGCCGCGGCUUUCGCUUUAGUGAUCCCUGCCUGCUGAAUCCCUCGGACAAUGAUUCCAAGCUAAGCGGUCAGAAUACGCCGGACUGUCGCAAUGGCAAUGGCGCCCCUGGCGCGGGCAUUGGCAAUGGCAAUGUCGACUCGGAGCACCAGAAUAAAUUCUUUGCCGCGCUAAUGGAACAGAUUAACAUUUUGCACGAAACGAAUUCCAAAAUUUGUCGCAAUUUGCACGAAACGAAAGUCGAUAUCGAAGCUUUGAAGCACGCUCCCAAUGGCCAGCCCUGGGCUGGUGGCGGGGGCAUGCGGCACCGUAGAGAUAGCUUGAGCGGAUUAAGCACACAAAGUCAGCCCUUGGUAUUUGGCGGCGGAUUCGGUGGCACUCACAGUCCAGCGCCCACCUUUCAUUCAGGCGCCUACACGCCCGGCAUGAUGACGGAUGUGGUGCGCGAGGUGAAGGAGGCGGCGCGCGUCCGCGAGGAUGCGCUGAUUAAUCGCGUCAAGUCCAUGGUGGAGGAGCGCCAGUGGACCAUGAGUGAGGGCAACGUGCGCAUACUGCGUGACAUAGAUGAGCUAAAGUCCCAUGUGAUGCAGCUGCGCGUCGAGCGCAAGGAGACGAACAAGCGUGUGUCCCAUCUCGAGGCGGAGAACAAAUAUUUGCGCCAGGCCUUGGCCAGCUUAUUCAAUCAACGUCAGGCGUAUCACGACAUUAUAUACGAGAACGAACGCGCUCGUGCCGCACGCAGCAAGGCUCCUUUCGGGUUUCCCAAUGGCGGCGCUCGACGCGCACACUCCCUAAAUCUGCACUAUGGCACUGUGCAUCAGGCGCCGGCGCAGCCCACACAGCUGCUGGAUGAGGAUGAUGAGGGGCAGCCGGAGGACGAGGAUAAUGAGGAGCUGGCGUUGAGUGCGGCGGGAAGCAAGCGUCUGUCCAGCUCCAGCAAUGAAUCUCGCACCAAUGGCCUGGCCACGCCCACAGCAAAACAGCCGCAAGCCCAGCCAGUGCAAAGUCCGCCCAAGUUUGCAUUGUUAGCGGAGCAGUUGGCAUCGACGCCUACGCCCACGCCCCCGCCGCCGCUGCUGCCGCGCAAAAAGGAGCAUGCCCAACUGAAGCGCGAACUCAGCGAAGCGACCAGCGCACGUAAGGAGGCCAAUCAGCGUAUCAUUGCACUCGAAAAAUUGGUUAAAGACCUAAGCGCCCAGGUGGCCAGCCAGCCGAAUUGGAAUCCAGGUGUGACGCCAAGCACCGCUGCCACGGCCAACAGACUCAGCCUCGCCGGCGGACCCAUUACGGACUUAUAGUUCUAGCUAACCGGCUGCGGCGAUGCCAACGCGCCCGGCACCAGACACCACAAGACAGCAGCCGGUUUGCGUGUGACACACUUAUAGCAGGCACCAAAUCCUCGGGGCGACCGGCAACAGCGGCGACUGCACACAUUUCGUUUCAAAAUUAUUUAUAGCUCACUGACCUAUGCGUAAAACAAAACAACAACAACAACAACAAGACCAUGUUUAAUACACACAUAAGCCAAAAGAUCGUGUUAAGUUUACGACAUGUUGGUCGUAUUCCAAAGGCCAAAUCCCCCAAUCCAGCAUUUUAUAAUUGUGUCCCAAAUCCUCAGGCCGCACAAAAUAUCAGUUGACCCCACACAAUUUGUAACUAAAACCAUUUAGUAACUACACUUACCUACAACUAUUAACUUUGUAACUAAUAGCGAGAAUCGUGUACCUAUAUAGACAUACAUACAUAUAUACUUGAUAACAAGCGAACAAAAAUCAAAAUCUAUUAAGAUCUAAUUGUUUUGUUAAGGGAUGCAAUCACUUUACACAUACGUACGUUCAUCAAUGUUGUUGUGCAGUGUAUUAGUAUUAAUCACUAUUUUUUAAUAACUUACAUUAAACAGAUUUAGGUGCCAUUUGAUAUAAACAA
Messenger RNA from Drosophila montana, 3239 nucleotides. Its product is annotated as GATA zinc finger domain-containing protein 6. NCBI's taxonomy places the organism in Eukaryota, Metazoa, Arthropoda, Insecta, Diptera, Drosophilidae. The transcript has 10 exons. Gene Ontology annotation, molecular function: RNA binding. Gene Ontology annotation, biological process: nuclear polyadenylation-dependent snoRNA catabolic process; nuclear mRNA surveillance of mRNA 3'-end processing; nuclear polyadenylation-dependent snRNA catabolic process. The coding region runs from base 419 to 2611 and encodes 730 amino acids. Gene Ontology annotation, cellular component: TRAMP complex. The record is from RefSeq and is a predicted model, not a curated record.